Messenger RNA from Lodderomyces theae, 312 nucleotides. RefSeq lists its product as uncharacterized. The record is from RefSeq and is a predicted model, not a curated record. NCBI's taxonomy places the organism in Eukaryota, Fungi, Ascomycota, Pichiomycetes, Serinales, Debaryomycetaceae. The annotation marks the transcript as partial. Gene Ontology annotation, biological process: urea transmembrane transport. Gene Ontology annotation, cellular component: plasma membrane. Gene Ontology annotation, molecular function: urea transmembrane transporter activity. The transcript has a single exon.
UCCAACUUGGAGUCGCAACCAGACAAUGACGCCCUCCCUAAAGAAAUCUCAACCAAGGAGCUCGAUUUCUGGAUCAAAAUAUCAACCGGUGCUGCCAUCACCGUGUUGUUAGUCAUGUGGGUGCUUUGGCCCUUGCCAUUAUACCGCGACUGGAUCUUCACUAGAAGUUAUUUCAAGGGGUACGUCACUGUGGGAUUGAUGUGGUUAUAUUCUACAUUGUUGAUUAUUGGAAUAGGGCCAUUGAUUGCCGGGAGACGCACCAUUGCGUUUAUUGCAAAGAGUGUGUAUCAGGACUACAUAAAGAGAAAGUAG